Trypanosoma conorhini is the source of this 1326-nucleotide messenger RNA. Its product is annotated as oxidoreductase. The transcript has a single exon. Gene Ontology annotation, biological process: oxidative demethylation. The record is from RefSeq and is a predicted model, not a curated record. The coding region runs from base 1 to 1326 and encodes 441 amino acids. Gene Ontology annotation, molecular function: demethylase activity; oxidoreductase activity. Lineage: Eukaryota; Euglenozoa; Kinetoplastea; Trypanosomatida; Trypanosomatidae.
AUGCUGCUGGCGGACUCUAGCGAAGGCGCAGUCGGUCGUGCGAUGAUGGACGCGGCCUCGCUGUCUUCCAAGGAACUGGGUAAAGCCCGGUCACGCUGCCGUGCAUGGGUGCUGCGAUUGACGAAGCACCUCUCUCCUCUCAGUGACUACGUCGCGGGGCCUGAUGCUGCGGAGCCGCUGGGAUUGGUUGCGUUGAAUGCAGGUGUACAGGCGGGCGUUAGCCCAUUUGCGCUGCGCCAGGCUCUUCUUGCACACACAGGCCUGCCCGAUGACGCGCUAACCGUGUACUUUAGCUCGCUGCUCCCGUUCGCCCUAGUUUUUCCAAGGACCUCCGCAAAGGCGUUGAUGCCACUUGUAAUCGCCGCCUCGGAAAUGGAAAUUGCGGUUGAAAUUGCCGCCGGAACUGUGUUCGUGAUGCGUGCGCCAAACUUAUGGACCGCUGGGUCCUCCCCCAGUGGUGGGCUCUCACUUCUGUACCUGCUUUGUUGCAGGGCGGAUGCGGUGCUGAAUGCACUGCGCCAUGUUUUCCAGCCGCCCACAAUAGGCGUGGAUGCAACGCUGUUUCGUGAACCAUCACCGCCACCGCCGGCUGAAGCGGCGUCGACGGUGCGGCGACUUCCCUGUGAACCUGCCAGCGAGGUGCCGGGCGUAUACCUUGUAAGGGACUUUAUUACGCAGCGGGAGCAUGAUGCGAUCUGGGCUGAGCUAACAGGACCCGCGGGGGUGGCGCUGGAAUUGGAGACGCUUGCCCGUCGCAAGGUUGCUCACUUCAACAGAAAGUUUUACUACGGGGUAAACCAACUUGGGGCGGAAGGGGAGUUGGUGAAUGCAAGACCAGCCUUCUAUGAGUGGAUGCAGCGACGUCUACAGAACGAGGAUCCAGCGUGCAAGCUCCAGGGCUAUCCUGCUGUGGCUCAGGCACUCCCCUGUGAUCAACUGACGGUUAACUUUUAUAAUUAUUCGGGCGAGGACGCGGAGGCCCCAGGCAUUGCACAUCACGUGGAUGCCCACUCAGCGUUUAUGGACUGUGUGUUUAUUGUCUCCCUGGGCUCCCACACGGUUUUGGAAUACAGUCGACACGACUUACCACCGGAAGUUGCGGCGCCUGUUGGUAUUUUUGCGGCGCCGAGAAGUCUGCUGCUUAUGACGGGAGAGGCACGCUAUUCUUGGACGCAUGGCAUCGCCGAGAAGCGGGUGGAUAUAGUUAGCGAUCGCAUUCCGCCGUUGCGGCGCGGAGACCGUGUGAGCCUUACGUGGCGCCGUGGCCGUGAGGCUCCGCACCGCCGCGUUGACUGCGUUUGUAAGGACUUGUGUGAUGGUGAGUAA